AUGGCGCCUAUCCCGAUCACAAUCGUCACGGGCUUCCUGGGCUCCGGCAAAACGACCCUCCUCCUCAACCUCAUCCCCCAACUCCCACCAACCUACCGCCUGGCCCUCCUCAAAAACGAAUUCGGCGACGUCGCGGUCGACUCCCAACUCGCCUCUACAUCCUCCAUCUCCGGCGUCCGCGAACUCCUCAACGGCUGCAUCUGCUGCAACCUGGUUGGCCAACUGAGCGACGCCCUCGAGCAACUCCGCACGACCGUCUCCCCGGACCGCAUCGUCAUCGAGACCUCCGGCAGUGCAUUCCCCGCCACGCUGGCGAUGGAGGUGAACCGACUUGCGCGCGAGGGGGCGGACUUCGUGCUCGACGGGGUGAUCAGCGUCAUCGACGUGGAGAAUUGGGAAGGGUACGAGGAUACGAGCUACACGGCCAAGUUGCAGGCGAAAUAUACGGAUUUGAUCGUCUUUAAUAAGUGGGAAGGGGUUGGGGAGAGGCGGUUUGACGAUUGUCUGGAUCGGGUGGGUGAUUUGGAGAUCGAGACGCCGUGGGUGAAGAGUGAUCGGGGGUUUGUGGAUAAGAGUGUUUUGUUGGGGAUUGAUGGGGCUUUGUUUGCGAAGGAGGAAGGGUUGUUGGAGGAUGGACAUGGUCAUGAGAAUGGUCAUGAGCACAAGCAUGAUCAUCAGUCUGAGGUAGAGGUGCUGUCCGUGCUGUUGAAGAGUGCGCCGGGCAAGAAUGUGGACGUUGAGGCCUUCGAGCGUCUCUUGCAGUUGGCGCCGAGGGAAGAAGUGUACCGCAUCAAGGGUAUCAUUCGUUGCUCGGCUGCGACGCCGCCUGUCGAGUCUUCGGAUGAUAUGGAGUCGAGGCAGGUGGGCGAUGCCUCGGAAACGAGGUACUAUAUCCUCAACUGGGCGUUUGGCCGAUGGACAUGUACCCGGUCGACGGUGGUUGCGGAGUCUGCUGAUGAAUCUGUUGCGGCACGAUUGACCCUCAUUCUGGCGCGGUACGAGUCGGGCAAGUGGAUAAAGAAGUUGGAGGCCGGUGGCCUUGUUCAGGUUGCUGGGGGAGAGACGGCCGAGUUGGCUGUGGAACGAUUGGUUUAA
This is a messenger RNA of Penicillium brasilianum, 1095 nucleotides long. Lineage: Eukaryota; Fungi; Ascomycota; Eurotiomycetes; Eurotiales; Aspergillaceae. The record is from the annotation of a GenBank genome assembly.